UUGAUCGCUUUGGGACGCAGUCGACGGUCAUUGCUAAAUUAGGCAUUCUGGGAUACCGGCGGACUUAACUGCACUGUGAUGGCGACCAACAUCGAGCAGAUAUUCAGGGAUUUUGUAAUGAAUAAAAUCAAAGAAAUAGCGGAUGAAUCUCAAGAGAACAGUCGGACAGAUGACACACAUUGUAAUACUGUGGAACCACAAUCUGAGCCUGUCACAGAGACUAGAGAAGAUGGACUUCCAACAGAACAAAUUAACACAACAACAGAUAAAGUCACACAUACUAACCUACAGGAUGGCCAUGGUAAAGAGGACACCAGCACUAAACACAGGAAGAGUAAAAAGCACAAAAAACACAAAAGUAAAAAGAAGAAAAAGAAAAAUAAGGCCGGAAAAGAGACUGUGUCUGACAGAGAGACUCAAGAAAGUGGAAAGAAAAAGAAGAAAAAGAAAAAGUCACGAGAGGCAGACAAAGUGAAAAGGUCUGGCUCAUGUUCUGAAAGCUCUUCUGCAUCUGGAUCAGAAUUUGAAUCCCAAUCUAAACCUUCCAGAGAAAAUACUAAAUCGUCAUCAGCAGGUAAGGCUUCAAAGUCUGAGCUGAAGGAAACAUCUGGUUUUGAUAAGUCUCAGGAGUUACCUGACAUUAUAUCCAAGAUGGAAAAUCAUGUCCACAACAACAUAGAAUAUGAAAGGGCCAAGGACAAGAAACAAAGCUCCAGCAGGACAUCUAAAAGAGAGGAGAACUGCAGAGGCAGACGAACCAGAUCAAGAUCACCCAAACGGAAAUCGAAACACCGAUCAAGGUCCCGAUCCCAGUCUUCUAAACGACUACAGAAAUCAAAGUCUAGAUCCCAUUCUAGAAAUAGUCCCAGAAAGAGUUCAUUGCAUAGAGAGAGAAGUAGAUCGAGGUCAAAGAGACGGAAUAAACGGUCCAGGUCUCGUUCUGCCAGAAGAGGCAGAAAUUCGAGAUCCAAGUCACAUUCCAGGCGGACUAGAUCAAGGUCUGUUGUAAUCUUAAGGCAGAACCGAAGGUCUGCAUCAAAAUCUAGAUCCCACUCUCCACGAUGUAGGAACCGUUCCAGGAGUAGGUCACAAGGAAGAACAAAACAUUCUAAAUCAAGGUCUUUAUCAAAAUCUAGAUCUAUUUCAAAAGACAGGCAGAAGAAAACUGAAACUAUUAAUAAUGAUACUGUUCCAGCAAAGGACAAUUGUUUAAGUUCUGGAAUGCAACAAAAUGUAUCUCAAAAAACAACUGAGAACGGACAAAGUCCACAAAUGGCUGUAAACACAGAAGCCAGGCCACCUGAGAUUGUUGUGGAUGGCUCAAAUUCUGUUUUGAAUGCAGUUGGCGUCAUUGGAUCUUGGAGACCAGUCCCGUUUUCGAGUCAGUUUACUGAGAGCAAUGCUUCCCAGAAGUGCAUUACACUUGAGGUGCCUUUGGAGGCGAUCUCAACAGUUGAGCCAAAAGAUCCUGAGUGUACAGUCAACCCUGAAAAGGAAGAAACUACUACAAUUUCAACAACAGACACACAGACUUCAAUAGAGAAUAAUUCAGUGUCACCAUCCAAGUCUCCCAAUUCACAAAGAUCCAAAAGAGCUGCAAGAUCUAGAUCAAAGUCUUCCUCGAAAAGGAGGAAAUCCAGGUCAUCUUCAUGGAAUAAGUCAAAAUCUAGAUCACCCUCAAGAAGAAAAAGCAGCAAGUCUAAAUUGCAGAACAAACUUUCUAAAUCAAGGUCCCCCAAAAGGAAAAGGUCUCGUUCACCAGGUAAAAAAAGGUCUAAAACUCCAGAGAGAAGCAGGCGAUCGAGAUCCAGAAGAAAGUCUCGGUCACAUUCAAGGAGACGAUCUCAAUCAGGCUCAAGUUGGAGAAGAGGUUUUGGAAGUCGAUCACUAAAUCAGCGGGACAGAUGGAAACGAGAACCCAGUCGCUCUCCGGUUCUCAUUCUUCGUAAGAAAAGGUUGACAUCCAAAACUCGCCGAAGCUCCAGCAAGACUCCUCCACGUCUUACUGAGCUUGAUAAGGAACAGUUGCUGGAGAUAGCUAAAGCUAAUGCCGCAGCUAUGUGUGCCAAGGCCGGUGUGCCCAUCCCAGAGAGCCUCAGGCCGAAAGCUGCAGCCAUGUCCCUGCCCUUGGGGAUACAAGUGAUGUCAAACAUGACCAUGAAUGCUGCUUUGGCUAGCAUGACUGCUGCUACGAUGACUGCUGCUUUGUCUAGUAUGGGUGCCCUGGCAUCAUUGCCACAAUUUGCCCCUUUACCGACAAUUGUCAACAAGCCACCCCCUUCAACCACACCUAAUCUAGCCAGUAUUGAGGAAGCCAAAAGGAGAGUAACCAAACAAGCUAACAGCUUCAGUAUUCAAGAGCUAACUGAGAGAUGCAAGAAGAUAACUGAGAGUAAGGAAGAGAUGGCCAUUGCAAAACCACACAUGUCAGAUGAUGAAGACGAUGAGAAGACAUUUGGGGGAACUUCCCUUAAGGAGAACAAGGGCAUUGCCUUUAGUCUCAGUAGCACCUCAGUAAAGCCAGCUGUCCGAACGGAAGCUGUCUUUGCUAAGGAGUUCCCAGUGUCCUCCGGCUCCCAGCACAGAAAGAAGGAGGCUGAUGGUGCAUACGGGGAAUGGGUGCCAGUCGAAAAGAAGACUGAAAAGCCAUCGGCAUCAGGUUCUGCCGAAACUGAAGAGUCCAGCAAGGACAACGACAGUGUAUUUCCUGAAGCGCCUUCUCAACCUGUGGACAUCACAUUGGCUGUCAGCGAGAGAGCAGUAGCCCAGAAGAGGCUAGCAGAAAAUCCUUUCGACAUCAAUGCCAUGUGUAUGCUCAAUCGUGCUCAAGAGCAAGUGGAUGCUUGGGCCCAGUCUAACACAAUUCCUGGCCUCUUCACUGGUUCAACAGGUGCCCAAGUGCUCUCAUCUGAUGAGCUGUCUAACAGCGGCCCACAGGCUUGGAUUAAGAAGCAGAUGCAGGAUGGGCUUCUCACCUCACUGUACUCUUCUUAAAAGUGUCUUGAGAGAGAGACAUGGAAACAGAGAGAAGGGAGGAAGGAAGAGGAUUUGAAGUAAGUCUGAAUGACAGCCUGGAAACUGUCAGUGGGUUGAGGAAAUGCAUCGGAUCGUUUGAAUGAGCCAUGUUCAAAACUGCCCAUAUAUGCGCAACAAUGACCACACAUCAAAUAGCAUUCAAUGUUAAAAUACAGUUAGGCUAAUAUUACCUAGUAGAACAAUUGUUUAUUGUGAAUAUUAUUAGAACUAAAUGUAAUUACUGAUUGAACAUUGCUGUCUUUUAUCAUAUUGCUGUUGUUGCAGCUUUAUAAAAACAAAUAAACUAAUUGAAGCCAUAUAAUUUGCCAUAUAAAUGUAAUGGUACAUUUUCCACAACUAAGGGGUAAGCACCCCUUGACCAUGGUAAAAUAACUAAUUUAUGACCUUUCGCGGCUCAUGGCUCAUUUAGCCUCCCGUUACUCGUUAAAUAUACACUUCUUUCAAACCUUCCAACCAAAAGUGUGUACAUGUGUGAUUCUAAUGAGUUUUAUUUUACCCAAAUUACAUGGAUGUUGACCACUUUGUAAUGCAAACUUGAUCUUUAGAUUCAGAUUCGAUUAUCCAAUGUUUUUAUAUAGACUUAAGAUCCCUUUGAGCUACAUAAAUAGUGGCAACUAAGGCCAAGGCUUUCACACAACCAAAGACGGCACAACUUAUUUAUUCAGUGCGGUGUUUCCAAAAUGGCCAACUUCACCUAGAUACAACAUAAAGUAUUUGAUUAAUAAGUCUUGUUGCUUAUUAAUUAAACAGCAAUGAUAUUUAAAGAUAAUGUCUAAACAUGGAAUAUGUUUGGAGCUUUCCCCUCACUCAGGGGAUGGGAUCCAAAUCAUUCAAAUUAUAUAGAAAGUUGACUGAUCAAGUAAGUCCCUAUUUUCUUUCUCAAAAUGACUUCCUGAGAGGAAGUAUUGUGCACUCAGUCUUCCAAAUGGCCUGGUGAACUUACUAACACACAAUGACUGCUAUUAAAUCAAUGUUUGUUUCCUUCGGGAUCAGAGAUAAAUGGGAUUUGGCAUUCAUAGCCAGUGGGUACAAGGUUCCAAACCUUACAUUUUUCUCUCUGCCCAUGGUGGGAGCUGGUGGAGUUGAUGGGGUUGGGACACGGAUGGAAGAGGGGUGGGGGCUCACAGUUUGACCUGUGAACUCUCACCCCUCUGUAUGGAAACUUGUUGCAGGGUCAGUCCUUGUAGCUGCCUUGUUGCCAUGGUCACAGUCAGGCCCCUUCUGUUCACGUCAGAUGCUCAGCCGAUGAUGAGGGCCUAGGUACGUACGUCAUCCAGCACCCUUCCUUCUAUUCAUGUGGAUUUGUGUGUGAACUGAUUCAUUUCUGCAGUGUCAUACUGUUUGAUUCAUCUGAACCAACUCAAACCCUGAAUUCUGUUCAGGAUGGUAUUGAUGCCUGGCCUAUUGAAGGCUUGCGCCUUAAAUUACUGAUUAUAUUAUCUAAAAGUAUAGUACUUUUGACUGCAUCAGGUGAGAAUGCAAAUAAAGGAUUGUACAUUUAAACUAUUUCUAUGUUAUAACUAGGUCUUCCAAUCGAUUAAAAUUGUUAUCAAAAUCAUUACAUGAUAUGAUGAUUGAUUAAUCAAAAUAAUUACUAAUUUAUCGCUUGGCAAUCUAGACAUGCAUCAGAUGAACUUCUUUGGCCAUUGCAUAGUGACUUGCUGUUUUACAAUCUCAGCUUGUGUAAAUGGAAACGCUUAGCAUCUUGAGUCAUGAACAUGGUGUCAAGUUUGAUAAACGUGUCUCGAGACCACUUUGUUUUGUUUCAUUCUGUUACGCUUCGUGUAGCUGUUUUGAAUGCAAGAAUUCAUCGUUUGGUCCGCCUGCUCUCUGUAAGCUGAGGCUGAGCUGACUGCAAAAUUUGUAAAACAUGAAUGUGGUACUUUAAACUUGAAUUGUUCUGACUGUGGGAACAUUACUUAUUAAGGAAUUCACAUACAGGUUAGAGGGCAUGAAUAAUUGUCUUAAUUAUUUAACAAAAAAGUAUAAAUGAAUCGCACUAAAUUCAUGCGUGACAUUGAAAGCCCUAGUUAUAACAUCUCAAACAGUAAGAAAUUAAGAAGACUGCUAAGCUCUAAAAUCUAAUAGAUGGACAAAUGUUUUUACCUUAAAUACAGCUCUAUGCUCCGGUUUGAAGUGACCUGACAACUUCUGAUGAUGUCGGAUGUAAUGACGAACAAAUCGCUCACUAUCUCCCGUUUCUCUCCGUUUGCUUCUAUUCCUCUCUUUCUCUUCCUGUAUCUGUCCUGUUACAAUCAGGACCAGUUCCUGCGAGCUGCGCCAGUCUCAGGCGGGAUGGGCGAGUUAUUAAUGAGGAAGAUGGGAUGGCGUUCAGGGGAGGGUUUGGGGAAGCACAGGGAAGGCACAGUAGAUCCCAUCGUUAUUGACUUUAAAAC
This is a messenger RNA of Xyrauchen texanus (razorback sucker), 5432 nucleotides long. RefSeq names its product protein SON-like. The transcript has 10 exons. Lineage: Eukaryota; Metazoa; Chordata; Actinopteri; Cypriniformes; Catostomidae. Gene Ontology annotation, molecular function: RNA binding. Gene Ontology annotation, biological process: regulation of mRNA splicing, via spliceosome; regulation of cell cycle. The record is from RefSeq and is a predicted model, not a curated record. Bases 79 to 2994 code for a protein of 971 amino acids.